GAGAGGCUCCCGCGAACUGGAACAGAGUGAUGCAAAAAGUGUCGGUGAGGUGAGUGGACACACGCAGGUGGAUCAAGAGUACAAAACUAAACCAGGAGGAAAACUUGGAGAAGCCUCUUUGUUAGCAAACUCUCUGCAACGAAUAGAUUUAUUUUCUGAUUCCGUGGAUUUCUGGAUGCCCACAGGUACAAUGCAUAACAAUCACGUCCGGAGUGUUUACCUCUAGGCGUGGUGGAGACUCGUUCUCAAGACGGAACAUUUGCUCUGCUGUUGUCUCCCUCUCCAAGAAGCCAAGACGUUGCUCCGCACCGAUUCGUGUGGCCCCAAUCCGAGGCGUGGUGCCCGUUUGGGAAGGUCGGCUCUCGGUCCCCUCCAGGGCGGAAUGAUGGUGCACUGCGCGGGGUGCGAGAGGCCCAUUCUCGAUCGGUUCCUCUUGAACGUUCUCGACCGCGCAUGGCACGCCAAGUGUGUCCAGUGCUGCGAGUGUAACUGCAACCUGACCGAAAAAUGUUUCUCCAGGGAUGGAAAGCUCUAUUGCAAAAUGGACUUUUUCAGGCGUUUUGGUACGAAAUGCGCGGGCUGCUUGCAGGGCAUUUCGCCCAGCGACCUCGUGAGAAGAGCGCGCAGCAAGGUGUUCCAUCUGAACUGUUUCACGUGCAUGGUGUGCAACAAACAGCUGUCCACGGGCGAGGAGCUCUACGUCAUCGACGAAAACAAAUUUGUGUGUAAAGAGGACUACAUAAGCGCGAGCGCUAUCAAAGAGGUCAAUUUAAACUCAGUGUCAUCAUGUACGGACCGGAGUUUAUCGCCCGAUCUUCCGGAUCCGAUCCAGGACGACACGAAGGAGACGGACAAUUCCACAUCCUCAGAUAAGGACACUAACAACAACGAGAACGAGGAGCAAAACUCGUGCACGAAGCGGCGGGGCCCGCGCACCACCAUCAAGGCCAAACAGCUCGAGACUCUGAAAGCCGCGUUCGUGGCGACGCCGAAGCCCACGCGACACAUCCGCGAGCAGCUCGCGCAGGAAACAGGCCUCAACAUGCGAGUCAUACAGGUGUGGUUCCAAAAUCGGCGGUCUAAAGAACGCAGAAUGAAGCAGCUCAGCGUUCUCGGAGCUCGACGUCACGCUUUCUUCAGGGGACCACGCAGAAUGAGGCCACUCGGAGGAAGACUAGAGGACCCUGACAUAAUGGGCCCUGGAGGAUACAGCUACUAUGGAGAAUACCAAGGUGACUACUACGGGCCAGUGGUCAACUACGAUUUCUUCCCUCACGGACCCCCUUCUUCACAGGCGCAAUCUCCAGCCGAGUCCCCUUAUCUCCUCAGCUCGGGUUCAGGAGCCCUGGAGGGCGGCCAGGUCUCCGCUCACCACCCCUCAGACGACCAAAGGUUCACGGACAUGAUCUCCCACACAGAUACCCCCAGUCCUGAGCCAGGCAUGACCGGACCUCUCCAUCCCAAUCCACAAGGGGAGGGUGGCUUCACAGGGGGUCCGAGUCCACCCUUCCCCCUGGCCAACAACACCAGUUACAGCGGCCCCAUGUCCCAUCCUGGUCAAGAGAUGGGGGAGAACACUGUUUGGUAGGACAGAGAGAUGGGAAAGACUCUGAACUAUGGACACAAGAGGGAAUUCCACCCUAAACUGGUCUGCCUUAGUGCUAUAGGUUUCUGAGGGAGGGUUUAUCCGCUGGUCAUAGACCAGAACAAACCAGUAUUUGGACCUGUAAGGUGGAAAGACAUCGUGCAAAUGACCCUGUCUUGCGGUUUAGUUUCUACUCUCAAAGGAUGUGUAUUGUCAGUGGUCAUCUUGACCAAUCACAUUGGUUUGAUUCUAUGGUUUCCUGAGUUCAAUAUUACGAUUGCGACAAUAGCGCAGAUGUUCGUCCAUGGGGUUUUCUACUGCUUUGACUUACUGAUUAGUAAAAGCUGUCAAACUGCAUUUGAUGGUCAGAAGCGAGCUAGUACUUAAAGGUAAAACCAUUUUCAUCCGUUCGUUGGCUUUAGUUUCUUCCUUUUCUGAGAUACUGAGGCUCAAUUUGUUCAAAUAAAAAAAAAAAAAUGUUUUCUUUUCUGUCUUAAAACUGGUCCAUUUGUAACAUAUUUGGUUCAUUCAUUCAUUAACUGCUGAAUUGGUUCAUUAAACAUUUUGAUGAACACUCUGUA
Molecule: messenger RNA, 2166 nt
Organism: Cyprinus carpio (common carp)
Lineage: Eukaryota; Metazoa; Chordata; Actinopteri; Cypriniformes; Cyprinidae
Gene: lhx5
Product: LIM homeobox 5
Biological process (GO): regulation of transcription by RNA polymerase II; neuron differentiation
Cellular component (GO): nucleus
Molecular function (GO): RNA polymerase II transcription regulatory region sequence-specific DNA binding; DNA-binding transcription factor activity, RNA polymerase II-specific
Source: RefSeq, a predicted model, not a curated record